GGGGGGGGAACCGUGUCACUAAAUCAGCCCAGGAUUCAGCACCGUGCCCUGCUCCUCACCCCUGAUUUCUUCCCUCAGUUUCCCCAUCUGUAAAAUGGAGGACACGCUGCCAAACCCUGCUUGAAAACCGCUGUCAGAUGCAGAAAAUGUAAGUGAAUUGCUCAGGUGAUGCUCGUCGGCUGUCGUGCAACACAUCAAGGGCACAGGACAAUCUGCUUCAGGAACCCACAUCCCCUCAGCCCUGUGACCAGCAGGGCUAAUGCCAGCCCAGACCCAGCAGCGAUGAAUGGAAAAAAGCAACAAUUCUGCCCUGGAAGGAAGUCAGUCCUAACAAGGCAAUUGGCCUCUCUCAUCCUCAAAGCCUAAUUAACCAAAUCGUCUGCGUUUGUGGGAGAAGAGAGGGGCAAGUGGGAAGCUCCAGGAGGAAUGGCUGAUGAGGAGCCGAGGCUCGCUGUGCCGGACACUUUGAUGUUUAAAUAUCCCCGGUCUCAGAUGCCACAGCAGAUCCAGAUGUCGGUGCGGCCCCAGACCUGCAGAACAGCGCAUGGGAGAAUGGUAGUGAGCCCGUAAGACCAUGCUCUACACAAUGACAUGUUGGCUCCCGGUCCUGGUCCUCCACCUGGUCCUCCUGAGCCCCCCGCGGGUGGCAGCCUGCCCUGCCCGCUGCGAGUGCGCCCCGCAGAUCAAGUCGGUGGUGUGUCACCGCAAGCGGCUCACCUCCAUCCCCGAGGGCAUCCCCACCGAGACCAAGAUCCUGGAGCUCAACAAGAACCGCAUCCGCUGCCUGAACCCGGGGGACCUCUCCCCGUACCCGCUGCUGGAGGAGCUGGAUUUCAGCGAGAACAUCAUCUCCAAUGUGGAGCCGGGCGCCUUCAGCAACCUGUUCAACCUGCAGACCUUGCGGCUGAGGGGGAACCAGCUCAAGCUCAUCCCCCCGGGGGUCUUCACCAAGCUGACCAACCUCACCCUCCUGGACAUCAGCGAGAACAAGCUCGUCAUCCUGCUGGACUACAUGUUCCAGGACCUGCGAAACCUGAAGAGCCUGGAGGUGGGCGAUAACGACUUGGUGUACAUCUCCCAAAGGGCCUUCUCAGGGCUGCUGGGCCUGGAGCAGUUGACCAUUGAGAAGUGCAACCUGACCUCCAUCUCGGCUGAGUCUCUCUCCUACCUCCAGAACCUGGAGGUGCUGCGGCUCCGGCACCUCAGCAUCUCUGCACUGGAGGACCAAAACUUCAAGAAGCUCUACAACCUCCUGCAGCUGGAGAUCGACAACUGGCCGCUGCUGGAAGAUGUCUCCCCCACCAGCUUCCAGGGCCUGAACCUCACCUCGCUCUCCAUCACCUACACCAACAUCACAGCAGUGCCCGCUGCUGCCUUGAGGAACCUGGUGUACCUCCGGUACCUGAACCUGUCCUACAACCCCAUUAGCACUGUGCUGAAGGGCUCCUUUAAAGACCUCAUCCGGCUCCAGGAGCUCCACAUCGUGGGCGCUCUCUUGGUGUCUGUGGAGCCACAGGCUUUCUCCGGCCUGAGACAAAUCCGGCUGCUCAACCUCUCCAGCAACUUUCUCUCCACGCUGGAGGAGAGCACCUUCCACUCCGUCAACACAUUGGAGACGCUGCGGGUGGACAGGAACCCCCUGGCCUGUGACUGCCGCCUCCUCUGGAUCCUGCAGCGGCGGAAGACGCUCAACUUUGAUGGGCAGCAGCCCAUGUGCUCCUCGCCACCCGAAAUCCAGGGCAAUGCCCUGCGCGACUUCCCGGACUCCGUGCUCUUCGAGUACUUCACCUGCCAGAAGCCCAAGAUAAAGGAUCGGAAGCUGCAGCACGUGACGGCCCGGGAAGGACAGUCCGUGUCCUUCCUUUGCCGGGCGGAUGGGGAGCCGGACCCCUCCAUCGCCUGGGUGUCCCCCCAGCACCGCAUGAUCACCACCCGCAGCACAGGGCGGGCGACGGUGCUGCCGGGGGGCACCCUGGAGAUCCGCUUCGCCCAAGUGCAGGACAGUGGCACCUACAUCUGCAUCGCCAGCAACGCGGGGGGCAACGACACCUACUUCGCCACCCUGACGGUCAAGGGGCGCCCGGCCGAUGGGUCCCACUACGCCAACCGGACUUUGUACCUCAGCGAGUUCAAUGACACCUCUCACAACGACACGCAAGUCUUCUUGAAGUUUACGUUGGACCUCAAGACCAUCCUGGUCUCCACGGCCAUGGGCUGCAUCACCUUCCUGGGCGUGGUGCUCUUCUGCUUCCUCCUCCUCUUCGUCUGGAGCCGGGGACGAGGGCAACACAAGAACAACUUCUCGGUGGAGUACUCCUUCCGCAAGGUGGACGGUCCCACCACCACCACUGGCCAAGGAGGAGCCAGGAAGUUCAACAUGAAGAUGAUCUGAACCUCUCCUGGAGGAGAACGGUUGUCUGCUGCCCGGCCCCGGGCACGGUCAUGGUGGGAUGGGGCCGGGGGGAGUAUGGGAGCACCGGUGACAUCCUGGGGCUGGUGGUGGGACCUCGCUGUGCUGGGAUGUGGCUGGAGAUGUGCCAGAAGCCAGUGGCGUCAACACCACAGGGUUGAGAAGUGGUGACCCUGGCUGUCCCAGCCCCAUGGAGAGCCCUCGGGGCACAGGGGCUGUCCCAGCUCCAGGGGCUCCCAAUGUAGCCAACACUUUUGCUACCAACUAUGCAUUUCUCUGGCCAAGAGAUCAGCAGCAUUUGGGCCUGGGGAAAAAAAAACUGCUUCCUUUUCCUCCCCCCACCCUCUUCCCCGUUGUUUUUUUAAGAGACUCUCCAGAAAACUUUCCUGGUGGUUGUU
This is a messenger RNA of Calidris pugnax (ruff), 2808 nucleotides long. It is a transcript of the gene LINGO3, whose product is annotated as leucine rich repeat and Ig domain containing 3. Lineage: Eukaryota; Metazoa; Chordata; Aves; Charadriiformes; Scolopacidae. The record is from RefSeq and is a predicted model, not a curated record. Gene Ontology annotation, cellular component: extracellular region. The transcript has 3 exons. Bases 575 to 2392 code for a protein of 605 amino acids. Gene Ontology annotation, molecular function: protein binding.